This is a messenger RNA of Candidula unifasciata, 357 nucleotides long. The record is from the annotation of a GenBank genome assembly. NCBI's taxonomy places the organism in Eukaryota, Metazoa, Mollusca, Gastropoda, Stylommatophora, Geomitridae.
AUGCCUGAAAAAAAGGAGAAGAAACCAGUCGAUAUCAAUGGUGGUGAUCCUGAAAAGGGCAAAAAGGUCUUUGUGACCAGAUGCCAGCAGUGCCAUUCUGUGGAGGCUGGAGGCAAACACAAGACUGGACCCAACCUCAGUGGCCUGUUUGGUCGCAAGACUGGGCAAGCAGCAGGGUUUGCUUAUACUGAAGCAAAUAAGAACAAAGGUAUUACAUGGACCCGACAGACCCUCUUUGAAUAUUUGGACAACCCCAAGAAGUACAUCCCUGGCACCAAGAUGGUUUUUGCUGGCUUAAGGAAUGAGCAAGAAAGAGUAGACCUUAUAGCUUACUUGGAGCAGGCCACCAAAAAGUGA